UCCACACACUCGCAGGUAAAGCCCUGAGCUGAGGAUGGGAUCCCAGUACCCCCACCCAGGUCCUUUCCUCCUUCCCUCCCUCCCUGGCGCCCAUUAGCUAGCCCAGGCCGUGGAGGCGGUGGCUGCGGAGACUCCUCUCUGUGCCAGGCCCGGCCCCCGGAGACGCACCUGUUCUGACCUGCUGAGCAGGUUCCCAGGUUUCUGCCUUCGUUGUUGGCCACGGCGUGGGAAGCAGCUCUGGGGGAGCUCAGCGCUCCCGAUCACGGCUUCUAGGGGGUAGCCACGGCUGGGUGGGUAGAACCAGGCCAGGUCCCCUAGUGGAGACCCAAGCAGGAUAGGCAGGUGCGUCAGUGUCCUGGGACUCCACAGUUUCCUGCCUUCUCGGUCAGCACUUUAUCCGGCUGUAGAGGCGGCUCCCAGGGAGAACCGGUGGAACUUCAGAAUCUCUGGGCAGGUCUACUUUUCAACCAAUGCCCCUGUCCCUGGGAGCCGAGAUGUGGGGGCUUGAAGCCUGGCUGUUGCUGAUGUUCCUGGCAUCAUUUACAGGCCGGUGCCCCGCAGGUGAGCUGGAGACCUCGGACUUGGUGACGGUCGUGCUGGGUCAGGAUGCAAAGCUGCCCUGCUUCUACCGAGGGGACCCUGAUGAGCAGGUGGGGCAGGUGGCAUGGGCUCGGGUGGACGCGAACGAGGGCACCCAGGAGCUGGCACUACUGCACUCUAAAUAUGGACUUCACGUGAGCUCGGCCUACGAGGGCCGCGUGGAGCAACCGCCGCCCCCAAGGGACCCCCUUGAUGGCUCUGUGCUCCUGCGCAACGCCGUGCAAGCCGACGAGGGCGAGUACGAGUGCCGUGUUAGCACGUUUCCUGCAGGCAGCUUCCAGGCCCGGAUGCGGCUCCGAGUGCUGGUGCCUCCACUGCCCUCACUGAUUCCUGGUCCACCACUAGAAGAGGGCCAGGGCCUGACAUUGGCAGCCUCCUGUACUGCUGAGGGCAGCCCUGCUCCCAGGGUGACCUGGGACACAGAGGUCAAAGGCACAACAUCCAACCGCUCCUUCAAGCACUCUCGCUCAGCUGCUGUCACUUCAGAGUUCCACCUGGUGCCUAGCCGCAGUAUGAAUGGGCAGCCACUUACUUGUGUGGUCUCCCACCCUGGUCUGCUCCAGGACCAAAGGAUCACUCACACCCUCCAAGUGGCCUUCCUUACUGAGGCCUCUGUGAGGGGCCUUGAGGACCAAAAGCUGUGGCACGUUGGCAGAGAAGGAGCUGUGCUCAAGUGCCUGAGUGAAGGGCAGCCCCCUCCCUCAUACAACUGGACACGGCUGGAUGGGCCUCUGCCCAGUGGGGUGCGAGUGGAAGGAGACACUCUGGGCUUUCCCCCGCUGACCACUGAGCACAGUGGCAUCUACAUCUGCCGUGUCAGCAAUGAGCUUUCCUCGAGGGAUUCUCGGGUCACCGUGGAUGUUCUUGACCCUCAGGACCCAGGGAAGCAGGUGGACCUAGUUUCGGCCUCAGUGGUGGUGGUGGGUGUGAUCGCCGCGCUCUUGUUCUGCCUUCUGGUAGUGGUGGUGGUGCUCAUGUCCCGAUACCAUCGGCGUAAGGCCCAACAGAUGACCCAGAAAUAUGAGGAGGAGCUGACCUUGACCAGAGAGAACUCCAUCCGGAGGCUGCAUUCCCAUCACACAGACCCCAGGAGUCAGCCGGAGGAGAGUGUAGGGCUGAGAGCCGAGGGCCACCCUGAUAGUCUCAAGGACAACAGUAGCUGCUCUGUGAUGAGUGAAGAGCCGGAGGGCCGAAGUUACUCCACACUGACCACAGUGAGGGAGAUUGAAACACAGACUGAACUGCUAUCUCCAGGUUCUGGGCAGGCAGAGGAGGAGGAUCAGGAUGAAGGCAUCAAACAGGCCAUGAACCACUUUGUUCAGGAGAAUGGGACCCUGCGGGCCAAACCCACGGGCAAUGGUAUCUACAUCAACGGGCGGGGGCACCUGGUCUGACCCAGGCCUGCCUCUCUCCCCUAGGCCUGGCUCCUCUGCUGACAUGGGGAAUUUCAGCUCAUCUAGGGGGCCUCCUUAAAUGCCCGCAUUUCUUGAGGAAGGUGCUUCCCACCCCACUGACUGCUCAACCUUUUCCUCCAACUCUUCUGUUUAUUGGGAGUGCCCCACUCUUUGAGUUCUUCCCACCAUGUGUGCAGGUCACUGUGUGUGUUCACACACAUGCUCAUGUGUGUUCACUUUAUGGUGUGUGUAGUGCAUGCCUGCCAACGUGUGUGUGUGUGUGUGUGUGUGUGUGUGUGUAUAGGAGUGAUGUGUGUAUAGGAGUGACUGUCCACGAUGUAUCUCACGAUGUAACGUUAGAGUCGCAGUGAAUAGUGGUAUGUGUGUCACAGGAUUUGGGUGGCUGCAUUAUGGAACACUGUCAGGGUUUAGUUUGUGUGUUGUGUGGCUGUAUGUGACCUCUGCCUGCAAGUGCAGGUACUUUCUUCAGACCCCAGAGCAGUAUUAGUGAUGCAGAGGUUGGAGUUGAGAGGUGGAGACUGUGGGCCAGAUCCAGGUGUGCGGGCAUAGCUGGAGCUGGAAUCUGGCCUCUGAAGUGGGGGAGCAAGUUUCCCACCACUUGGGAGCCAUGGACCAAGUGUGAAGCCACCGCCAAGGGGUCUGCCAGAGGCUGGGACUGUUACAGAAGAAGCCUCUGCCCUCUGGUGGCCUGUGGGCCUGCUGCAUGUAUAUACUUUUGUAAAUAAACCUUCACAGGGAGUUUUUAGAUUAUUGCUGUGACUCCCUUAAUAAGAGAGGGGAAAAACAAACCAAACCAAAACAAAAAAAAACAACAACCUUGAAAAGCCUUUGCAUCUGGUUACUGAGCUUUCUUUAGUGAGGCCAGCCUACAUACGCAUUCAGCAAAGCUGGAUCUCGUGCACACCCCAUCCCAAGGUUUUAUUCCUGUGGUUGUGAAAGGUGUUCCUUCUAAGGUAUCUUCAGCCAGGGGGUCCCUGGGGAGGGAGCCUGAAAACUGGUGGACUCAAACCGAUAGCAUGAGUCCCCUGGCCACUGGCUAAGGGAGGAAGGGGAAGGUGCUUGGCCUUAGUGGCCCUUCAACUCUUCUCCUAGCCUCACCUCAGUUUUAGUUGUAUCCAGUUGUUUGUGGUCCCUUGGGUGAGUUGCUGGGACUUGGUAACAAGGCCUCCUGGUUCAAUUGUGGUGUUGGGGAAAGAGGGUAGUGAUUGCAGAGCAAGGACGGGAGUUCACCUAAGGGGAAGGAGGUGCUGGGAUGAGACUGUCUCCUUUCCUCUGUGGAUUCUGGAUCAUUAAUUCUGGGUUGCUCUGGCCGUUUCUCUGCGUGAGGACUGGAACUAGAUUUUUUUUUUUCCUUCGUCCCACCCAAACACACAGCCAGAAUACUGCGAUUUAGUGCCCAAAAUCUGAGUGGCCUCAAAUCUGCUGGAUUUCUGCACUAAAGGAGAGGCUUCCAUACCCUGUUCCCCAGCCAGCCCAGGACUUUGUGGAACUCUAUGAGCUAGGAUCCUAGUAUGUACAUUUUGUGUAAAUAUGUGCAUAUUUAUAUAUAAAAUGAUAUUCUGUUUUUAAAUAAACAGAUAAAACCUGUUCUGUCUGGUUCC
Molecule: messenger RNA, 3616 nt
Organism: Castor canadensis (American beaver)
Lineage: Eukaryota; Metazoa; Chordata; Mammalia; Rodentia; Castoridae
Gene: Nectin4
Product: nectin cell adhesion molecule 4
Biological process (GO): symbiont entry into host cell; heterophilic cell-cell adhesion; homophilic cell-cell adhesion
Cellular component (GO): adherens junction
Source: RefSeq, a predicted model, not a curated record